Messenger RNA from Schistosoma rodhaini, 4608 nucleotides. The record is from the annotation of a GenBank genome assembly. Lineage: Eukaryota; Metazoa; Platyhelminthes; Trematoda; Strigeidida; Schistosomatidae.
CCGGUUGUAUAAGUUUAUCAUUUUUAUUAUGGAUAUGUCCCUACAAUAUUUAUACCGCUGAACAGCCGAAGCUUCAGUAACAUCUGUGAUUAUUGAAGCAUGUGUUUGUAGGGUUACUUUGGGCUACCUGUUGUAUAAAGAAAAACCCCUGGGGGCUAAAGGUACUUUUAUGUUCAAGCCAUCCUUUUUGUACAGAAGAGACAAUACCAACCAAUCAAGUACAUCAAUACAAUGAUGUAAUGGGAUUACUAACUGUUGGUAUAAUUGCAUGUAACAAUCUAAGGAAGUCUGCUUAACAUUGAACAGUUCACAAAAUCUUCUAAAUUAGUCUGCGGGUUCAAAUUUAGUAAGCAUCAAGGUUGGAUGUGCAAGCAUGACAACUACUACAAAGCCUCGUCGAGCAUCUGCCAAAGCAUGUCUCAAGGCCAUAUGUGGACUUACUACUCUCCAGAACUCUGAUGAUAGCUCAAUAUCUGAAAAUAUUGAAAGUGAGAUGUCAGAUUAUGUUGUCGAAAGUGGGAACAAUAGUAUCACUACCGAAGAGAGUGGUUCGAAUAGUGAAAGUAAAGCUGAGAGAUCAAACGAUUUUAAACUCUCGUCAGCAAAUUCAUCAUCAACAGGGUCGCUUAUUGAUGAACCAUGUCGUAAAAAAUCAUCAAUUAAAGUUCAUCGUCCUGUCUUAGGUGACAAAGGAUGCUUGAGAUCUCCUUUCGUUAGAUAUAUGAGGUCUUGUCGUGGUCGUAUUGAUCGUGAUCCUAAAUCUAUAGCUCCUGCGAAAUUCCUGCAGUCACUAGAUUCACUAAAACAUAUGUUCAGUAAUACGCAAAAUCCAUUUCUGUUUUGUCCCAGUGAAUAUAAAUCAAACUUUAUGUAUCGGAAAAAAGCUCUAUUUCCAACUUCGGGCGCGUGGGUACGAUCACCUAUUUAUAUCAAAAAGGAUCACCUUCCACAACCUCCCAUCAGCCCCAUAUAUUUAUCUGAUGAAGUAAAUUCAGUUAAAUUAAAACGGUUCGAAUAUGACAAGGGUUCAAAUUUAAUAUAUGCUGGUGGAGCAGUAACGUGUUUGUCAUGGUGUCCUCCUCGUCUUUCUUCACUUCUGGAUUCUGAAUCAAUUGUAAAUGAAUGUUCAUUUCUUGCGACUUCUUCUGUUCUUACGCCAGAUUCACAAACGCUCUAUUCUGAUAAGAUGAAGAAUUGUCCUGGAGUUAUACAGAUAUGGAAUUGUGGGGUUUUAGGUCUAACAGAAGUGUCAAGUAAUUUAAACCCUGAAAUUCACUUUAUCAUUUCACAUGAUUGGGGUCGAAUUACUGAUAUGUGCUGGAUACCAGUCUCACCUUUUUCCGGCAUUAAAGAACUAGUGACAAAAGCUUGUUCUUAUGGAUCGUGCAUAAUGACUAUUCCUGAAGUAGAUCGAGUUCUUGGUCAUUUAAUUGUUGCUUGUCAAGAUGGUUUUAUUCGUAUAUUUUCUAUACCAACUUGUCCAAUGAAUUUUGGGUUUGAGAAUUCAUCUGCUUCACAAUUCGCUUAUACACUUUCGAAAAAUUGUUACCUCACGCUGUCCCCAUCUGUCAAAGAAAAUCCUCAUUGGGUUGGUUGGCCAACUUGUACACAUAUUCGCCGUGAAUUCCCAGAUCGCCUUUUUGUUGGAUAUACAACAGGUUAUGUAGGCUAUUACAAUUUGAGUAGUCUUAAUGAUUUGGUUUAUUCGCCUCAGUAUAAUCAUUUAGCUCCUGUGAAAAUGUCACGUCUGACAAGCAGUCCAAUCACAUCAUUGUCUCUCCAUCCUCUUAAUGGAAAAAUCUUGUAUGUACAAGCCUUAGAACGUGUCGGUGGUGUCUGGGAUUUGGAUGACUCUGUAUGUUUCACUUCAGAGUCAGGUGAAAUCAGUUGGAAUCCAGUACAUGGUUUUAUGGGACGUGAAGGAAUAUGGAUUAGUAAUGGUGAAUUUUUAGUUGGUUCACGUGAAACGUGGUUUACUUCGACAUCAUGUAGAAAUACUCAACUUCCCAAAUGGCCUGCAUUAUUUGAUACCAUGGAUAACUGUAUUGGUCAGUUUUUACCAUCUGAACCAACUGAUGGUUGUAGCCAUUUAAUACCAUUAGGAAUCCAGUCACUUACGAGUGUGGAUUUUAGUGAUUCUCUCAAUGCACUUGUGUGUAGUACAGACAGAGGACGUAUUGAAGUGAUUGCUGAAUCUGUAGAGAAGCGGAAAUGUGAUCCGUCACGUCCAAAAUAUAUUCCUGAGAUGAGAAUACCAUUAUGUCAGUGGACUAUGGAAAAACGCCCAUCAGAAGAAUUUGCUCACUGUAACUCGUCAAAAACGGAAGAAAAAAUGGAAGAAUCAGUGGAUUUAACUACAUGUGAUUAUGACAUAAUAGAUAUUAAUGCAUUUAUUAAUGAAUGUAAAAUCGAUCCUGUACCGACUAAUAGUGCCUCUUUUACCACUACAAUUACUAAUACUACUACAACCAGUACCGCCAUCACUUCUGCCCUUAAAUCAGAGACGGAUGUUGGAGAACUAGACGAUGCAGAGCUUCAACACUUUCUUUUCCCUUCACCUAAUUGUGAACAUUGUGGAACUGAUCAAUCUAUGUGCUGGCAUAAGCUUUGGUCGAAUUAUCAAAUACGGAUUUUGUUAAAGGAUAAAGUACCUAAGAAACCUGAAUUGGAUUUCAUUAAUACUCCUAUGUUGAAAAUAAAUAAAGUUCGUUUCAAUCCGAGUCCAACGAGUGCAACAUGGAUCGCCGUAGCCAGUAGUAUAGGUUUUAUACAAUUUAUAUGUGUGGAACAAUUAUAUUGUCAAAGCUUCGAUAUUCUAUUAAAUCGAAAACCAACGGGAAAAGACUCCAUUUAUUUAACUUCAAAAUCACAAGAUAUUGUUCUUAGUAGACCAGUGAAUUCAUUGAUCAGAAAUUCAGUUAAAAGAAAUCAACGUAAAGCAAGAACUUCAUCGAACAUUUCCACAAAACAAUCUGUACAAAUGAAAUCGGAUAAUGAUGAAAUGGAUGUAGUUCCAAAGGUGUUGACAAAGACUGUUGAAAAUGAUUCAUCGGAUGAUAGUGAUGCAACGGAAAUGAUGGUUAAUGAUAUGCAGACAUUGAAUAUUACUGAUGUCAAUCAUGAUAAUUACGUCACAACACGAAGAAGAAGUAGGCGUCUACAAGCUCAACGCAAUUUUUCUUCUGCAUCGACAUCUUCAACUGAUCCAUGUGAAGGAGAAUAAUGCAUUUCAACAAUUUAUCACCAUAUAUAUAUAUAUAUAUAUAUAUAUAUAUAUAUAUAUAUAUAUAUAAAGCUCUCCAUAUAUAUAAACAGAUUAUGAUUUGUAUUCAAUAAAUAAUUGUACGAACAGCAACUUUUUUUCCUUUGAAAUCUUUAUCAUUAGUCAAUAAUUUUAUGUUUAUCUAUGAAAAUUGUUGUCAGUCAUUUUACUUCACAUGAUUGUAACUAAAAUGUCAAUUUUUCACCACAUAUAUCUCUAUGGCUAAGUUUGCUACUGAGAAAUUUUCUAUUUUAUACAUUAUUGACUAAUAUAGCUAGAGUCCAAAUUCUGAACUAGUGAAAUCAAUUUAUUCAAACAAUAGUACCUCAUGCUUGUUUUCAAUGUUCCCUAGUUGAUAUAAGUUCCUUAACGAAUAACUAGUUCCAAUUUAGCUUUCUGUACAUAUUUCCCAUCCUAAAAGCUCUUCAUAAUAAAUUCCGAAGAAGUAUAUUCAAUGGAAUUAAGAAUCAUUGAGAGUACAGUCAUUUUAUUUUAAUUUUUUUCUUAAUUAUACAAUUGUGUACUGCUUUUUAUAAAAAGUUAUGUUUUAUAUAUUAUGACAAAAAUUAAAAUCAUAUUGAUGUCAUGUCCUUUUUAUUGUAGAAACUAUAUUACACCUAUAAAAAAAACUAUCGAUUUGAUGUUGAGUCACAAAAAACUAGUUUUUCAAAUACCCCAAAAAUACUUUUUUUUAGAAAUAACGUUUAAACAAUCAGUAGUAGUGAUUGUGUACAGCUUCAAUAAGUAUUUUUUUUUGUAUGAAUUAGCAAUAUACAAACAAAAAUCAUUGAAUACAAUGAAAUAUAGAUUCUUUGAUUUCCUUCUUUAAAUAGAAAAUUAGGUUAUUAUACAUUUUUAUUAAAUUUGUUACACGUGAAACAGAGUAUUGCGAAAUCAAUAACUGACAGUUUUUUUUUCAAAAUGAACACUGGAAAAAAUAAUAGGAAGUUUUUUAAAUUUUGUAAUUUACUAUCAUACCAGUGAAGGAUCACUAGCUAAGCGUUAAUGACCUCUUUUAAUAUCGCAGUAUUUAAUAUUCAACAGUAUGAUUUUCUUAAAGAUGUUUUGAUCACUAAAACUAUUAGUAUUAUUCAUUCACUUGCAACUUUGAAUGAAUGUGUUUUCCUGUCAAAUUUCCACGUAAUAUACGAUAUUCAUUAUUGUUUCGGUCAAACAUCGUUUAAUAUUAUUCAUUCAUUACUCUCUUAACUUGCUGUAUUUACCCCGCUCUCAUAGGUAAUUUUAAUAUAUUUGAACAAAAUCAUUGUUAAACAAGCUAUUAUUUUUCACACCACGUUUGUUUUGAGUAUUUGGACAGCAUAGUUAGGUGGAUUAGGAUGUUGAAG